Molecule: messenger RNA, 1561 nt
Organism: Cyprinodon variegatus (sheepshead minnow)
Lineage: Eukaryota; Metazoa; Chordata; Actinopteri; Cyprinodontiformes; Cyprinodontidae
Product: protein-arginine deiminase type-2-like
Exons: 5
Cellular component (GO): cytoplasm
Molecular function (GO): protein-arginine deiminase activity; calcium ion binding
Source: RefSeq, a predicted model, not a curated record
AAUAUAGUAGCGUACUCAUCCCCCUUUUUUUCUUUUUUUAAGGGCGUUCCUGAGACACCUGUUUUCACAGACAAAGUGGUGUUUAGAGUUUCGCCAUGGAUCAUGACGCCCAACACCCUCGAGCCUCAGGAGGUGUUUAUCUGCAGUACAUCUGAUAACUACCAGUUCCUCAAAGGAAUGAAGGACCUUGUUUACAGGAGCGGACACCAGCUGAAGAUCCUCCAAGAAUACAAGAACAGAGGAGACCGCUGGAUUCAAGAUGAGCUAGAAUUUGGCUACGUUGAUUCGCCCUAUCACAGGUUUCCUGUUGUUCUGGAUUCACCAAGAGAUGGAGAACUUGAUUAUUUCCCCUAUGGUGAUCUCCUGGACUGCAUUGACUGGAACAGGGAUGUGCUGAAGAAAGAGCUGGGCCUGGAUGAGGAGGAUAUUAUUGACCUGCCAAUCCUUUUCAAGCUGGUGUCUAAGGGCAAACAAGAAAGAGCAGUGGCCUACUACCCUGAUAUGGUCAACAUGAUUGUCUUGGGGAAACAUCUUGGCAUUCCGAAGCCGUUUGGCCCCAAGGUGAACGGCCGCUGUGUCCUGGAGGCCAAAAUGUGCUCCCUGAUGGAGGGCCUGGGUCUAACCUGCACGUUCAUUGACGAUUUUGCCUCCUACCACAAACUGCUGGGAGAGGUGCACUGCGGCUCCAACGUCCGUAGAAAGCCGUUUGAUUUCAAAUGGUGGAACGUUGAGCUGUGAAUGAAACACUGAAGCUGAGAAAAGCCAGGUCUACAUUAUUUUGGGAUUCAGUUAAAGUUGUUUCGGUAGUUAUAGGUACAGAAAAUGCUGUUUUAUGUCAGAGCAAAGCCUUUGUUUGAAUUAUAUUUAGAUGUAAAUGAAAAGCAAUUCCCUGUUUCUCCCACUUGAAUUCUUGAAAUUUCCAGGGGCUGAACCCUUUGCAAUACUUGCACUGCAGUAAACCUGGUGUGGUACAGAAGGAGUGCUUAGUAAUAAUCCAGGCUGAACAGCGUGUUUGUUUCUAUCUUGUGGAAAUAGAAUUUACAAUCAGAGCAAAGGUAGUUUUGUCAUUAAAUCUAAAAAUGAUGAAUAUGAAUGCAAUCACUUAAUCCUCAGUUAGGCACCAAUUGCCGCAGAGGACAACCUGAAAAUCUUCAAGAUAAUUUUCUAAAAUCAUCACCAAGAGAUUAAAAAGUACCACAUAUCAGUAAACAAAGGUGUUCCCGUUAUAUCUGUGAUAAAUUAAACUGGACAUGCAUGCUUAAAUAAAUCAAAUGCUCCUAUAACACCCUCCGACAGGAGGGGAACAAACAGGUUUAUUGUCCCCCCCAAUCCAGAGUUUGGAUUUUCCAACACUGUAUCACUUCAAAAUUAUAGACUCUCAUUCUUUGCAUGAAAUAAAUCAGCAUUUCAGAAGAAAUAACUCCAGAACUAGUGGUGUUCAUAUUCAUUUUUACUAAACCUUUUUCUUUACUUCAUUUACAAAAAAAGAUGAAAAGCAAUAUUUACAAACAAGUCAUUUUUAACAAGGGUUUAAAGCAAACAGUUCACAAAAAAAAAAAAA